Messenger RNA from Penicillium macrosclerotiorum, 216 nucleotides. RefSeq lists its product as uncharacterized. The coding region runs from base 1 to 216 and encodes 71 amino acids. The transcript has a single exon. NCBI's taxonomy places the organism in Eukaryota, Fungi, Ascomycota, Eurotiomycetes, Eurotiales, Aspergillaceae. The record is from RefSeq and is a predicted model, not a curated record.
AUGGCUUGGAAGCAUGCGGCUGAACUGUUCAAGAACCAUAUUGGUCACACCAAGACCAUGUGCCUGAAGCUGAAAUUGUUUCGCUCUCGCCACCGCAUUUUCAUCCGUGUGCUGCGUCUGAAGACAAGUUUCGGAAAUAAACGAUGGGUCAUCUUUUUCGUGAUAUGCAGAGGCAAAGACUCUUCCUCAUUGCCAGAUCUGGGCGUUGCUCGUUAA